AUGUCUUUAGUGCACGCAAAUAAGCAGCGCUACAUCGAGGAGCAAGAGCAUGAUGAACAUCAUUCUGAUGAAAUAAAAUCAGGAGAAGGCGAGCUAUCCAAUGAAGAUAGCCUUAAUUUAAGUCCACAUGAUGAAGACCAGGCUCGACUUAUUUUAAAACGUAAAUUACAAAGGAAUCGUACCUCUUUCACAAACGAGCAAAUAGAUUGCUUAGAAAAGGAAUUCGAGCGCACACAUUAUCCAGAUGUUUUUGCCCGCGAGAGAUUAGCAAGCAAAAUUGGUUUGCCUGAAGCCCGUAUACAAGUUUGGUUUUCCAACCGACGUGCCAAAUGGCGACGUGAGGAAAAACUUCGUAAUCAGCGAAAUACGCCAAAUACAACGAACGCUAAUUUACUUACAUCAACAUCAACAUUAUGUGAAAGUUCAAAUAGUUUAGGGGCGAAUUCAACAACAAUAACUACCUGUAAUGGCAAUUCGACGUCAGAUAUUGUAUCUCCAUCACCACUUAUAAGUUUGACGCGUUCCUCAUCAGCUCUUGGCGGAUCUGUAGCGAACUGUUCUCCAUCGACAGGUACACCUGAUAACUUGCAAAACUCUACAGGAAGCAGUAGUAAUAAUAGUAAUUCAGCUGAAAUUUCUGUGAGUUCAGAAAAACCGUCUGGGAGCACAACUUUAUUGGGUAUUGGUAAUGUUAACAGUACUAUACACUCCGCCACUCAAACUAGUGUAAAUAGUUCGCUGCUGCCUCCUCUUUCACCGCAUUUAAACUUUAAUAGCAAUUUUGGAAGUACAAUUAAUUCAUUAUAUCCUUCAAUGCAUCAUCAUACGAUGGCUGUAUCGGACACCUAUAAUUCAUUGUCAUCCUUCACUCAAAUGUCGUCAUCACUAGGUCAACAAAGGGAAUUAACUCCGCCAUCGCUAUACCAGUGUCACAUGUCAUUGCGACCACCGACGCAUCAUAAUAUAGGAAAUUCAUUUGGAAACACUUCUUUAUCAAUUGGAAAUAAUAGUAAUAAUCAACACGUAUAUUAUGGAAGUGGUAGUGAUUCUAUAAGUGGAUACCCUUCGCAUGUAAUUGGAGAAAAUAUUUCAAUGCCUAACCCAAUAACCUGCAAUGCUGAUUUUAACCGUGAAACCUCAGCCGCUAAUCAAUUAAUUAAUUCAGGAACUAGUGAUAACUUAUCAAAUUCAUCGUAUAUUCAACUAGGAUAUAAUUCUUCUGCAUCUAGUACAGUUGCUGCAUCCUCGAUUAGUUCUAAUAAUGGCAACAGUGCGACGGGUAAACAGCAACAGUUCUUUGCAUCUUGCUUUUACUCACCUUGGGUUUAAAAAUCUAAAAACUUAUGUACAUCGGUUUAUGACUAAACAUUGA
Messenger RNA from Teleopsis dalmanni, 1372 nucleotides. Its product is annotated as paired box protein Pax-6-like. The transcript is spliced from 5 exons. Lineage: Eukaryota; Metazoa; Arthropoda; Insecta; Diptera; Diopsidae. The record is from RefSeq and is a predicted model, not a curated record. The coding region runs from base 1 to 1329 and encodes 442 amino acids. Gene Ontology annotation, biological process: anatomical structure development; regulation of transcription by RNA polymerase II. Gene Ontology annotation, molecular function: DNA-binding transcription factor activity, RNA polymerase II-specific; RNA polymerase II cis-regulatory region sequence-specific DNA binding.